AUGAUAUCCACUCUGCUGAUCUCCCUGCUCCUGUUCGCGGAGACCGACGCCGGUUUCGGGCCUCCCCCUGGAACAGACUUGCGCCAUGCCCUCUUCGGAGCCCCCUGUGACUGUAAAGGCGGCAUCAUCACUGUUAUGCCUACCGCCUUUACUCGAGCCAUUGAUUGCGGCGACAAGAUAGCUUACCUCCAGUACCACCACACCGGCACGGGAAUCUCCAGACAAUCCUACCAAUGCGUAAGAAAAGUCAAAAUAAUCCCCCAGAAUAAUGGCAUCCCUGGACCCUGUCCCUCUGAUUGUGUUUACCUCCAGGCCCUUCAUUCCUUGUGCUACACUAGCACACAGCAAUGUACAGGCAAAUCAGGCACUUAUCUCACCUCCCGCCAACAAAGGGCGUAUGGGGGGAGCACUGGAGGCGACUGGGGCCCUAUUCAGAUCUCAGGUCCAACUAACAAAUAUGCCCAAGCCUCUUGUGACAAAAUUAACAUUGGGAAAAAUGUCUGCUGGUCACUCCACGCACCCAUUCACGUCUCUGAUGGCGGGGGCCCUACUGAUCAAAUCAGAGAAAUGGAGGUCAAAGAGCGCGUGGACGAAAUUAUAAGAGCCAUGUAUCCCCCUUUACAAUACCAUCCGCUAGCUCUACCUCGAGGACGGGGUGUGGAUCUUGAUGUCCAGACCUAUGACAUUCUUGCUUCAACUCAUAAGGCGCUCAAUAUUACCAACCCUGACCUUGCAAAAGACUGCUGGCUCUGUAUGACCCUGGGCACCCCAAUGCCCCUAGCCUUACUGACACAUGAUCUCUCUUUUGCCACCAAUUGCACACUUAGCCCUCCUUUCCGGGUACAGCCCAUGCGACCUCUCUCUGCCCCCUGCAUAGAAGCUCCUUUUCGGAAUUCUUCCUAUGAUCUUAAUGUAGGCCAUGCAUCCUUUGCUCUUUGUACUUCUAAUCACACCUUUAACUACACCGUAGAGCGGACACCUCACCUCCUUUGCCCCACCCCAGGGAGAGCGUUCGUAUGCGGGGGCAACAUGGCUUUUCUAGCCCUGCCUUCCAAUUGGACGGGCCUCUGUGUACAGGCCUCUAUCCUCCCUGACAUCAACAUUAUUUCAGGGGACCAACCGGUCCCACUGCCUAGCAUAGAUUAUAUUGCUGGAAGACCAAAAAGAGCCGUGGCGUUCAUUCCUUUAUUAGUAGGCCUCGGAGUAGCAGGAGCCAUGACCACCGGAUCUGCGGGGUUGGGUGUAGCAAUUCACUCAUAUGCCAAGUUAUCUAACCAAUUGAUUAAUGAUGUCCAGACCCUCUCAGGGACUAUCCAUGAUCUCCAGGACCAAAUUGAUUCCCUUGCGGAAGUAGUACUUCAAAACAGGAGAGGGUUAGACCUGCUCACCGCCGAACAGGGGGGAAUAUGUCUAGCCCUACAGGAAAAAUGUUGCUUUUAUGCCAAUAAAUCUGGCAUGGUAAGGGAUAAAAUUAAGAAAUUGCAAGAAGAAUUGGUCCAGAGGCGUAAAGAGCUUUUAAAUAACCCCCUCUGGAACGGUUUACAUGGGCUUCUCCCAUACCUCCUCCCCCUUCUUGGGCCUCUGGUGGGUCUUCUCUUGCUCCUUUCCUUUGGCCCCUGGGUUUUUAACAGAUUAACCACCUUUGUUAAGUCUCAAGUAGAUUCAGCCAUUGCCAGGAAGAGCCACAUAUUUUAAAGCAGACUACAGGAACAAGACACCACUGAACAGCAGGAAGAGCGACUACAAUUCACGGAAGACCUUCUGAAGGAGCCCUGGCAUCGGCGUUGGAAGACAAACCUUUAUGCCCUGUGCUAUAAAGCCAAUCAACCUCUUCCCCUUUUUGCCCGGCCAGCUUCGCCUUAGCUCUGUCACUAUCAAUAAACUUCCCCUCGAAACUCACUCCACUUACCCCCACUCUUCCUGUGUACAAUCCAGUUCACCCUCUGAAGGACGGCUGUGGCUGAGCCCAUGACGGGAUUAUUGCAACCCUGAAUGAAGGAUGAUUGAGGUCUGGUUGAAACUGGCCGUAAGACCCUCUGAUCACCAUGACGGGCAACCUCCAGUGGCGCGAGUCGCAGGGCUGUAGUACCCUACUGUAGACACCCCGCCCGGAUGACCUAAGACAGUGAUCAAGGGCGGGCUCUGAAAAUCCUUUAUACACCAGACGCUCUCACCUCAUUAUCAGAACCAAGUUGCAUAGCCUAAGACAGGCCAGUCACCCUUUCCUUAAAAUAAAAAUGGGGGACAUGCCGGAGACUGGAAAAUCGCCUUACCCCUCCCCUCUGCCUGACCCGCGCCCUCUCCCUUCGCUAGCUUUCAUUUCUCGCUUAGCUUUCAUUUCCUGGCUAACUCUCGUUUCUGGGAUAUGAUGCAGGCCUGCAUCCAAUGCGUAGCCACGCCUCUGGGGACGUGGCAUCCUGAUAGCAUGCUCAUAAAAACCCUUACCA
Messenger RNA from Trichosurus vulpecula (common brushtail), 2447 nucleotides. RefSeq names its product syncytin-1-like. The coding region runs from base 1 to 1695 and encodes 564 amino acids. NCBI's taxonomy places the organism in Eukaryota, Metazoa, Chordata, Mammalia, Diprotodontia, Phalangeridae. The record is from RefSeq and is a predicted model, not a curated record. The transcript has a single exon.